Micropterus salmoides (largemouth bass) is the source of this 963-nucleotide messenger RNA. Its product is annotated as GATOR complex protein WDR59-like. The coding region runs from base 1 to 948 and encodes 315 amino acids. NCBI's taxonomy places the organism in Eukaryota, Metazoa, Chordata, Actinopteri, Centrarchiformes, Centrarchidae. The record is from RefSeq and is a predicted model, not a curated record. The transcript is spliced from 8 exons.
AUGCUGCUGUGGGUCACUCCUUCAUCCUAUUCUCCUCCAAUCAGAAGCUCCCAAUCUCUGCAUCCCGCCGCUGGUCUGUCCAAACCCUCCAUGACUGGCCGAAAUCCCGCCGGUUUAAGACGAAGCGAGGGGACGGACUACGGCAACCGUCCCAUCAAACUGGCGGGGAAAGUCAUCAUCCAGGAGAUCUCCUGUCUGCUGCCCGUCCACAAGGCUCUGGGGGAGAUCUACAUACUGAACGUGAACGACAUCCAGGAAACAUGCAAGAAGAACGCAGCAGCGGCGCUCACAGUCGGACGCAGAGAUGUGGCGAAGGUGUGGGCCCUGGCGUCUGCAGCGACUGAUCAGGACCUGAGUCCAGACUCAGACCCGGACACAGAGACCCCCUGGGCCAGACACCCGUUUGGACGGCAACUGCUGGAGACUCUUCUGGAUCACUACAGUCAGAUGAGCGACGUGCAGACUCUGGCCAUGUUGUGCAGCGUGUUCAGAGCUCAGCCUCCUGCAGACUGUUACUCUCUGUACGGACAGCAGGCGUCACGCUCCUCCAUCUUCCCCCCGCACCACUCGCGAUACCCCAGUUACACGUCCAGCUCCGUCACCUCGGGCUCGUGCUCCAGCACCUCGGACUCCAUCACCACGACCACCUGGAACGCAGGUAGAGAUUCUGAGCACGUCAACCCCUGGGGUGAACCCUCCCCUGAUGACUAUCGCUAUGGUAACCAGGGUUACACAGACCCUCGGGAACGAGAGCGAGAGCAGCACGACAUGAACAAGAGACUGCUGGACCCCGCCAACACGCUGCAGUUUGACGACUUCAAGAAGUGUUACGGAGAAAUCUUGUACCGCUGGGGUCUGAGGGAGAAAAGGGCCGACGUGCUGAAGUUCGCCUCCUGCCCUCCUGAACCCACAAAGGCAUCGGUACGUUACUCUGCAGACAGCUGCUGAUUGUUAAAGGUGUCU